AUCGUACGAAGUAGUAAAACAUAUGUUCGUAUGUACUCAAACAUUAGAUUAAAAAAAACGAUUUUUUUCUAUAGCGUCAACAAACAGUGCGAGUACAAACAAAAAAAUUCGUUAUAUUUAUGAGUAGAUUGGUGAUUUGAAUUCAGAACGUUUUUUGCUGUUUUCAAGACAAAUUAAAAGAAACAACUAAUCUAACAACAUGUCUUUGGAUGAACAAUUUAAUGCUGCCGCUGAACGCGUCAAGACCUUAACCAAACGUCCCACCGAUGAAGAAUUCUUGGAAUUGUACGCUCUCUUCAAGCAAGCCACCGUUGGUGACAAUAACACCAGCAAACCCGGUUUAUUGGAUUUGAAAGGUAAAGCCAAGUGGGAAUCGUGGAACAAACAAAAGGGCAAAUCCCAAGAAGAUGCCAAAAAAGAAUAUGUUGCUUUUGUUGAAAAACUUGUAGCUCAAUACGCUUAAGUAGUUGUAAAAUUUUGUCGCUUUAAUAAUUAUUGUAUCGUUUUGUAUAUUUUUUUAUAUAAUGUAAUUUCUAUUUAAAUAAAAACAUUUAAACUCCAUUUAGUUAAGUGUU
This is a messenger RNA of Lucilia sericata (common green bottle fly), 575 nucleotides long. RefSeq names its product acyl-CoA-binding protein homolog (gene Acbp2). Gene Ontology annotation, molecular function: long-chain fatty acyl-CoA binding. NCBI's taxonomy places the organism in Eukaryota, Metazoa, Arthropoda, Insecta, Diptera, Calliphoridae. The transcript is spliced from 3 exons. The record is from RefSeq and is a predicted model, not a curated record. The coding region runs from base 200 to 463 and encodes 87 amino acids. Gene Ontology annotation, biological process: fatty acid metabolic process.